This is a messenger RNA of Pseudophryne corroboree (corroboree frog), 9033 nucleotides long. It is a transcript of the gene HDAC2, whose product is annotated as histone deacetylase 2. Gene Ontology annotation, biological process: negative regulation of transcription by RNA polymerase II. Gene Ontology annotation, molecular function: histone deacetylase activity. The coding region runs from base 393 to 1859 and encodes 488 amino acids. Gene Ontology annotation, cellular component: NuRD complex; nucleus. The transcript has 14 exons. Lineage: Eukaryota; Metazoa; Chordata; Amphibia; Anura; Myobatrachidae. The record is from RefSeq and is a predicted model, not a curated record.
UACCCUGGUAGUAGUGUGGCUGAUGUUGUGAGACAGUCCCUCCCCUCCCACUCUGAAUACAAAACCACGCCUUCCCAUAGCACAUUCCGCGCAGCCCCUCCCACAGGCCGUACUCCGACCGCCCUGGGCCGCCCAUCUCACCGCGUUCUCUAUGUCUCUGAGCCACAAACCCCGCCCCCUCUCCUGCCAGCCCCUCCCACAUAGCCUCACCGGCCCCACCCCCUUCUGUCUGCACCGUGUCUGUAUGUGUGUGUGCAGCGCCGGUCAGGCGGGACGUUUCCAUUGAUUACCGAGUAACGGGCAGUGGCGGCUAUCAGCGCUCCUCUCGGUGCAGCCCGGCCCGUCUUGAGCACCAGCAAGUCCCAGUGUGAGCGGCGUCCGUGCAGUACUCCAUGGCGUACAGUCAGGGGGGCGGAAAGAAGAAGGUCUGCUACUAUUAUGAUGGUGACAUUGGAAACUAUUAUUAUGGACAAGGGCACCCCAUGAAGCCACACAGGAUACGUAUGACCCAUAAUUUACUUCUGAACUAUGGUCUUUACAGAAAGAUGGAAAUAUAUCGCCCUCAUAAGGCAACAGCUGAAGAGAUGACCAAGUACCACAGUGAUGAAUACAUUAAAUUUCUUCGAUCGAUAAGACCAGACAACAUGUCAGAAUACAGCAAACAGAUGCAGAGAUUCAAUGUAGGUGAGGACUGUCCUGUGUUUGAUGGCCUUUUUGAGUUCUGUCAGUUGUCUACUGGUGGCUCUGUUGCUGGUGCCGUGAAACUGAAUCGCCAGCAGACAGAUAUGGCUGUUAACUGGGCAGGAGGGCUUCAUCAUGCUAAAAAAUCAGAAGCAUCUGGAUUUUGUUACGUCAAUGAUAUUGUUCUUGCAAUUCUUGAACUACUAAAGUAUCACCAAAGAGUGUUGUACAUUGAUAUUGAUAUCCAUCAUGGUGAUGGGGUUGAAGAGGCUUUUUAUACCACUGACCGUGUCAUGACUGUUUCAUUCCACAAAUAUGGGGAAUACUUCCCAGGCACUGGAGAUCUCCGGGAUAUUGGUGCAGGAAAAGGCAAGUACUAUGCUGUCAAUUUUCCAAUGAGGGAUGGUAUUGACGAUGAAUCGUAUGGACAAAUAUUUAAGCCAAUCAUUUCAAAAGUGAUGGAAAUGUACCAGCCCAGCGCUGUGGUCUUACAGUGUGGUGCUGAUUCAUUGUCUGGAGACCGUCUUGGAUGUUUCAAUCUGACAGUGAAAGGUCAUGCAAAGUGUGUUGAAGUUGUAAAGACCUUUAAUUUGCCGCUGCUGAUGCUUGGAGGAGGCGGGUAUACCAUCCGCAAUGUUGCUCGCUGUUGGACAUAUGAGACUGCUGUUGCACUGGACUGUGAAAUUCCUAAUGAGCUUCCAUACAACGAUUACUUUGAAUAUUUUGGUCCAGAUUUUAAACUACAUAUUAGUCCUUCAAAUAUGACAAAUCAGAAUACGCCGGAAUACAUGGAGAAAAUAAAACAGCGCUUAUUUGAGAAUCUCCGUAUGCUGCCACAUGCUCCUGGAGUGCAGAUGCAGCCUAUACCGGAGGAUGCUAUUCAAGAGGACAGUGGGGAUGAAGAAGGGGAAGACCCAGAUAAACGCAUUUCUAUACGUGCCUCUGAUAAGCGGAUAGCUUGUGAGGAGGAGUUUUCAGACUCUGAGGAUGAAGGUGAAGGAGGAAGACGUAAUGUAGCGGAUCACAAAAAGGGAACCAAAAAAGCAAGACUUGAAGAAGACAAAAAGGAAACCGAUGACAAGAAAUCAGAUGUGAAAGAUGAUGAUAAAGCCAAGGACAACGUUGUGGAGAAAAUGGAUACAAAAUGUGUCAAGUCAGAACAGCCAAACAAUCCCUGAAGUGUCGCGAAGGCUUGCAGAACAUUAUGUCUAACAGUGGAAGUAGAGUACUCCUCACCCCUCACCACCCUGACCAGAGACUUUUCAUUCUACCCCGUAGCACUUGGCAUGGACCGUAUUUAUUGUAAAACGGUAUCGUUACCCUGGCAGGUCAUAUUGAGUUUUCUAACUAUGGAGCAAAUUUUCUUAUCUUUGCCAUGCUUUAUGUAAUAGUAUUUAAGAUGAAUGUGUUAUGUUUCAUGUCUUUAACGAAUCUAUUAAAAUGCCUUUUUUUUUUUUGCCUUUAUUAGCUGUUUUUUUUCUUUUAUAGUUUUAUAGACAAAAAUUAUUUUCCAAAUUUCUCAAUGUACACACAACAAUCUUAAAAUGCAUAGGGGUAUAUUCAAUUAGCGUUGGAUUCAUUCCGACAUGCAUUUGUCAGAAUGGAUUCGACAACCCCUGCAUUUUUGACCUAAGAUUAAUUCACAUUUAUCUUCUUGCAUCAGGAAGGUAACAAAUGGACACAAACUCAGUUGACUGUCAAUUGCGUUCAUUCUCAAUAUUUUCCACAGAAUCAAAAUUUCUAGAUUUACACAGCAAUUUAAUUUCAUUACAAUAAUUUCAUCCAUGUGCUAUUUCCACAGUAACCUUUACAUGAUACCCCUGGUGUACAUUUAAGCUAAAAAAAAAUGUUUGGGCAAUUAACACAAAGGGGUAUAUUUACUAAACAAGCUGCCAUUUCUCAGUGUGUAAAUUUAUCUCUAAAAGCAUUUUGCGGAGGUCAGGAUCAUUAACAUAUGACUGUAUGUUAGAAUGUCAUGAAACAAUUUAAUCAUCAAAUUGGCAAUAUCUUAUGGAUCAAAUACCUUAAAAAAUAUGUAUCUACAACUGGCGCACAGCUAAUCUCCUUCAGCGAGGCAGUGUCAACAAUUAAAAAUAACAUGCCACACCUCCAGACUCCCGCCGAUGUGUUUUUGUUUUAUUUUUCUGCCUAAUUAGUGCCGGGACACGGUGCUUAGCUUCGCCCUCUAUGGUCCUCCAAUGCAUAGGUUGCUACCAUCGAUGAUCAAUUAGUCUUACCAUCGCUGGUGAGCGCACCGUUGGCCAUCUCUAGCAUAGGUUAGCGAACCAGUGACCAAGACUCUUAUGUGAUGUCAAUAACUGCUUCAUUAAAGAGAAACACUACUGAAACCUACUACAGGUUGAGUCUCCCUUAUCCAAAAUGCUUGGGACCAGAAGUAUUUUGGAUAUGGGAUUUUUCCGUAUUUUGGAAUAAUUGCAUACCAUAAUGAGAUAUCAUGGUGAUGGGACCUAAAUCUAAGCACAGAAUGCAUUUAUGUUACAUAUAUACCUUAUACACACAGCCUGAAGGUAAUUUUAGCCAAUAUUUUUUAUAACUUUGUGCAUUAAACAAAGUGUGUCUACAUUCACACAAUUCAUUUAUGUUUCAUAUACACCUUAUACACACAGCCUGAAGGUCAUUUAAUACAAUAUUUUUAAUAACUUUGUGUAUUAAACAAAGUUUGUGUACAUUGAGCCAUCAAAAAACAAAGGUUUCACUAUCUCACUCUCACUCAAAAAAGUCUGUAUUUCGGAAUAUUCCGUAUUUCGGAAUAUUUGGAUAUGGGAUACUCAACCUGUACACAAAAUGUUAAAGCGUAGAGACUUUACAACGAAAUAAUACACUUAAUGAAACAGGGCGUUUCAAAAAGAUGGACCCAAUUUCAAAGCAAUAUAUUUCAUGAUGGCAGCAUGUUGCAAUUACACAAAAAGUUGAAAAAACGUUUAAUGAGUUAUUACAUUUUAUUAACCGUUUUAUAAAUGCACUAAGUGCCCUCCACCUGCUGCUGUACGGACAACAACAAUACGAUAGUUGAAUUUGUCUUAAACGCCUCUCAGAGUAUCUUCUUCCACUGAAGUCAUUGCUGCCGUGAUUUUGUUUUUGAGGUAAUUUAGAUUAGUCGCUAAUUGUAGCACAAAAAAACAGUCUUUUGAUGCAUCCCCACAAAAAGUUGCAGGGUGUACUAUCUGGAGAUCUUGACGGCCAAGAGUAUAGCACCAAGACCUUGGGGUCCAGUGUGACCUGUGUAACAUUGAGUCUGUGUGUCAUUUAGAAAACAUCAAACCUGCAGGUGCCAAUGUGGCAGUGCUCCGUUUUGUGGAAUCUUCAUUAAAUUGUGGAAAGAGCCAAUUCCGCAGCGUUGUGAGAGGUUUGACCCGUAACUGCGUUAACCUUUAAAUGAAAAGGCCAUAAACCAUUCUUUGAGAAAUGGCACAAAACAUGUUCACUUUUGGGAAAUCACGCUCAUGCUCCACAGUUUUGUGUGGAUUUCCUAAUCACAAUGUGCGUAUAUUGUGACUGUUGUUUUUGCCGCUUGGUUGAAACGUUGCUUCAUCAAUAAAAAUUAAAUGCAGUAAGACACUUGCCUUCCAUGGUCUAAACUACGGAACGCAAAAUGCCUUGUGUUGCGAGGUCGCCAUCUUGCAAACGACUGAGGCUAGGGGCUGUCAGUGCACUGAGAGAGGCAUCUAGCAGUAGUUCCAUGCAUGGGCUGUUCGUAGUUGCAGAGAUAUAGCAAUUUCAAAUUGGGUCCAUCAAUUUUUAACACCCUGUAUACUUUUUUUUUUUUUUUUAUUCACAUUUUAGCAGGAACUGGCCUUUCUUUAAUUUGAGGUUUGUGGGCGAGUUAGAAGUAAAGUAUUGCACUCUGUUCCGAUCACACUGUCAGCAUACUAAGUUCAACAUGCUCUUAAAACAACACUCUUCAUUAAAGCCUAUUAGCCCUCCUUAUAAAAUCUUUAUUUACCUCUUUUUCCCUUUAGUUGUCCUUUUUCCCAGUUCCCCCUCCAAGUGUUCACCCCUCCCGUAACACUGUAAUCUCUCAGGGCCCUAUUUGCUCUUGUUCGUCCAAUAGCACUCUCCACACCACCAGCGACUCUGAUUCUGUAUGCUUGCUUUUACUUGUACAGGCUUAUAGAGUGCCUCCCCCAUCCUAACAUGUCUGCCAUUUUACUACUGUGUGUUGUUCCUGGGUAUGUCUGUUUACACUGCAUUGUACUUACUAUGCUGCAGAAACUGUGUUGCCUUAAUAGAUUUGUUAGUAACUGUAUUUCCACUGGCAGCCACAAGAUGGCAGACUUGGCAUACUUCCAGCAUAACCCAAACUACUGGAUUCUUUUUCUGAAAGCUUCAUUAGCAGAUUUAUGGUGCCAAAUUCAUGCACAUUUCCUGGAAAUUCUAGAUUUAAUUUAGACAGGAGCAUUAUUGUUAAUCAUUCAAACUGUAAAUAUAUGUAUGGUUGUCCUGUAUUUCCUUUUGACACUCUGUAAAGUUACAAAAUGCCAAUGUAGACACUGUCCCCUCUAUUUUAAAUUCUCUUUUCUGCUGGCCUCAUGUUUUUGUGUUAGUCUGUGUGCACUAGUUAUUUAGUGGCAAUCAGCCUUCUUCAUACCCUGGCUAAUUGGUAAGCAAUAUGAUCUCGUAUUAAUAUAAUCCUUCGUCGGUUUUGUCAUUGUACUACAUGGUUUUAUGUUUGUACCCAGAAGGUGCCAUAACUUCAAGGGACCUAUAGAUCUUUGAGUUCUGACAUCUUUUCACCUACAUUACCUCUCUCUCUACCUACCUGUUUUAUUUUACAUUGUCCCUCAUACUUUAUUCCUCUGAUCCACAUCAUCCAAUUCUCUUCUAUUCAUGCUUAGUAAUUCACCUAUGGUUACUCUCUUUAUUUGGCUCCUAUUCUUACCCUAGCAUCAGUACUGAGGGGGAAAGGAAUGCAGAGUAAAUGAAUCCCAUUGUCUAUUUAAUUUACUGUCAAUAAAUAAAUUGAGGUGGAGGUGUAUACUAGUCCUGUCGUUUAAAACUAUACAUUUUAUGUAUUAAAACAUUUUUAAGGCCCCGCUACCAACUCAUGAGCCAGUAAAUGUCCUCACUCAGUACAUGUAAGAUUGUUAUCCGAAGGCUCUGCUGCGGGAUCCAAAUCCUUUUGUACUUUAAUACUGCACAAAAGUACAAAACUGAACUGCAACCUGAUCUCUGGUUGCUAAUUAUGGUGGGGAGGGGAGGGGGGGAGGUUUCUCAUCAGUAUUCAAUCCAGUUAACAGAUUUCACUCAGGGUUGAUCUCAUCACAAAUAAUCUUCUUAAUAGUUGAUCUAUCAGUCGGAUACAGCACAACAUAAUCUCCUUAAUCUUGCUUGGUCUUGCACCUUUUACUCUAAAGGGACAUUUCUCAAGCACAUUUUAACACCUUCAGAUGAGUGACCUUAAAUCAAGGUACAGUGAAAUGUGCAGUCUUGGCUAUUAACUCAUUUUCUUAAAUUGACAGCUUAUCUGAACAUCACUUUCACUUAAGUUGUAACUUUACGUAAAAUUAUCACUUAGAUCUUCAUUAUUUAAAAUUUUAUAUGGACACUAAUGGAGAGAAACUUUUUUUUUUUUUUUUUUUUUAAAUCUACUUAAUUUCACUAAAGUUCAAAAAAAUGUUUUUCAUCUAGCUAAAAGCGUGUUUAGACAUCCAAUUUAAAUACCAUUUUAAUGAAUGUGUCCUUGCAGGAGAAACACACACAUAGGGGGUAAUUCUGAGUUGAUCGCAGCAGGAACUUUGUUAGCAGUUGGGCAAGACCAUGUGCACUGCAGGGGGGGGCAGAUAUAACAUGUGCAGAGAGAGAUAGAUUUGGGUGGGGUGAGUUCAAUCUGCAAUCUAAAUUGCAGUGUAAAAAUAAAGCAGCCAGUAUUUACCCUGCACAGAAACAAAAUAACCCACCCAAAUCUAACACUCUGCACAUGUUAUAUCUGCCCCCCUGCAGUGCAGAUGGUUUUGCCCAACUGCUAAAAAAAUUUCCUGCUGCGAUCAACUUGGAAUUACCCCCAUAAUACUAAAGCCAUAGUAAGCACAUGGACAGAAAGAUCUAAAGCUCAGUCCAUCAAAUCUAUGGACCAACAAGAUAUUUUAAGGCAAACUCAUUGGCGUAUAAUUGAUCCCACAACUGAUGCACAAGCUGUAAUGUUUAGGUGCUUUGACUACCUAUAUUUUGGUAUUUACCCAACCAUGUACAGUAUGUGUUAUGUGAUCCAUACACAACUUAAUCUCUGCCACCACCUACUGUAUUUGGUCAGUAGGACCCUGAAACUCUGUUACACAUACAGUGUACACACAUUAUGCACUCUGGAAGUCAAAGGGCAAUUACUGGAGCUCACACCUUUAUAUUAACACAGCCAAGCAGUCAAAUGUGCUAUAUUUUAUAUAAAAUACAGUGUUUUGCAAUAAAAUAAAAAAAUGCAUACAAAAUAAAACCAAUAACAAUCAGGAACGUAAAAUGGUUAAAGUGACAGAAAAUAGAACACUUGUAAUCUAGGAAGUAAAGUGGGACAGCUCUCAAUUAGACCAACACUAAGGGAGGGGGGGUUAUUUAUCAAAUCUUGGAGAGAGAUAAAAUUGUGAGAGAUAAAGUACCAACCAAUCCGCUCUGAACUGUCAUUUUUCAAACAAAAAUGCUAAAAACCAAUUGGCUGGUAUUUUAUCUUUCUCCGAGCUUUGAUAACCCCCUUAAUAGUUUUCCAUGGGUUUUUAAAUUCACCUUCUUCCUCAGCCUCCUUGUGUGAGAUCAUUAAGUAGUCAUUCUUAUAAAUAUUAAGUUUACUCCUUUUUAUCCCACUUUAUCACACUUCAGUAAUAAAUACUCACCAGUGCAUUUUGUACCCAAGGAGUCUGCCUAGCUGGACACCCUACUUCCCCAUACCACCUUGCUCAUUGACCCAACUUUCCAAUUGUAAAGCGCAACAGAAUAUGCUGCGCUAAACAGGAAGCUGUUAACACUAAUAAUAAUAGUAAAGACUAAGGUGCCCAUUUAUCAGUACAUAUUUGAGGAUUAUUCCCCAAAACCACCUGUUUUCAGGGGCCGGGGGAUAAACUCCAAUAAUUAGUGUCAGACCCAUGUAUGAAGGAGGGAUCGCAGCAGAUUCAAUAUAUGAAGAUGCGUUAGCCCAUUGUAGUAUAUGGGCUACAGAUUGCAAAAGUAACCAGCAGAGGGAUCUUCUGGAACCCUCCCUCGUCAAUGGCCACCGCCCAUGUGUGGUCAACGGAUUGCGCAUGGGUUUACAACCACUCUGAACACAUUGCAGAGACGGGAAUCCUUUCUGAGCCCAUGUCCAUGUGGGUGUUGAUUGUGACAUCCGGGCGUAAUAAUUGUGUACUGCAAUGCGAUUCUGGGUGCUAAUAUCGCACAAACUUUCAUAAGUCACCUUAAAAAAAAAAUGCCUUUAAAAAAAAUAAAAAAUAAAAAUUCCUCUAUAGUUUUCCUAGAAUAUGGUAGGAGGGAAAAAUGGGUUAUCACAUGACAACCCACAAUCUGGGUGACCAUGGGUGAGAUUUAUCCAAGAGUUGCCUCUAGUAACCAAUAAGAAUCUAGCUAUAACUUUUCUGGUAUAUUCUGGAGAAUUUAUAGAUACAAUCUAUUUGGCUGCUAUAGGAACUACCUUAUUUUUUUAUUUUUGAAAGGUGGGAUAAAUGUCCCUGUGUGUCUGGUCUGUGACAUGAAUCUGCUAGACUGGCUUCCUGGGUCUGUUUUAAUGACAGUGGGAGUUGUUAGCAAACAAAAAUUGCACACUAUUGGGCAAAACCAUGUGCACUGCAGGUGGGGCAGAUGUAACGUGGAGAGAAAUUUAGCUUUUGGUGGGGUGUGUUCAAACUGAUAUCUGAAUUGCAGUGUAAAAAUAAAGCAGCCAGUAUUUACCCUGCACAGAAACAAUAUAACCCACCCAAAUCUAACUCUCUCUGUACAUGCAUCAUCUGCCCCACCUGCAGUGCAACAUGGUUUUGCCCAUUAGUGUGCUUUUUUGGUUUACUAACCACUCUGAAUAACCCUCAGAACACAUAAAAGUGAAUCAGAAUUUGUAGUUAGAGGUUUAGGUCACACUAGUGACUUCCAAAUAUUAAUGUCGUGCUAAGAUAUUUGAAUGUAGAAUAUAUUGUACUGUUCUGUGAGCCCUCUGUUGAAUAUACUGACAUUGAAGUAUUGUCUAUUUAAUUAUUUCUAAAAAGGCAUGAAUAUGUUUUUCUUUCUAGAUUUUCAAUUUCUUGUGUGUAUAUAGAGUUAGUGCCUUGUGGUGUCCCUUUAUAUGUUAUCCAUUAUAGAUUUGUGACCCAAAUUUUGUUACUUUUUUUUUUUUAAAGAAAUAAACAGAAUACUGAAUGAGUA